AACACUAUUUGGUACUCUCGGUCUCAACUGUCAUUGUACAUGCUGUCUUCAGGAGGAAAAAAAUUGUUUUAUUGCAAGUAAUUGCAAUUUAUUUAUACAAAAAGUAUAACAUCAACAACAGUGAUUAAAUUUUGAUAAAAAAAUUCAUCUUUAAUAGAAAAAGAGUACUUCAAUGAGGAUACAGGAACUUCGACCUUAGGGGAAAGUAAUAGUGUUGAGCUAUCGAAUCAUAAACCAAUGACCCCUGAAGGCAAAUUUCGUUGCUAAAUACAGUUACAUUAUUCGCAAUUACAAUGGAAGUUGAAGAAAUGAAAAAAUAACCAAAAUGAGGAUAUAGUAAAACUUGAAAAAUUAUUGAAGAAGGUAAUUCGAGGAUGGAGAAAUACGUUGUUGACUCUUGACAGUCCAUAGGAAGUGUAAAAAUUUGCAUGAAAGAAAGUUAAGGAUGAAAUUCUUCCAUUGGUUAUUGAUAAAUAAAUUUCUAAUGGUUAUAUUUAUAAUCUCUAAUGUUCUAUCACAAGAAUGGUCAUUCAUGAGAUCUUUGAGAAGUCUAUUUGUAGUUGGAAGGAAUGAAGUAGACAAUAGUGGUAUUUCUUAUCCAAAAGUUAGAGAUGGAAUUAGGAGACAAAGAAGUAUACCACAAAAUGUGCCAUUUCCAUGUGAUACAAGACUAGGCCGUUCUCCAAUACCACCGAAUAGUGUUCAUAGACUACGUCCUGGUGACAUUGACGUCGUAGCAGGAUUAGGAGAUUCAUUAGUUGCUGCGAGUGGUGCUCUUGAAGAAUUUGCUAUUGGCACUUUCAUUGAAGCACGUGGAGUAAGCUGGUGUGCCGGAGGUCAGGGUGAUUGGCGUCAAUUUUUUACUCUUCCUAAUUUAUUAAAAGAAUUUAAUAAAAAUCUAACGGGCUACGCUACUGGAACUGGUGAAUUUAUUUCAUCAAAAGCAGGUUUAAAUGUUGCUUUUCCAGUAGCAGCAACAGAAGAUGCUUUACAUCAAGCAAAAAUCCUGGUGCGUCGAAUGAAAAAUAACAAAAAUAUCGAUAUAAAAAAUCAUUGGAAAUUAGUUACUAUUUUAUUUGGAGCUAACGAUAUUUGUUCUGGACAAUGUUACAAUUCUCAGCUUUUUUCACCUUCUAAAUAUGUAUUAUAUUUAAGAAAAGCUUUAGAUUAUUUGAAAUUUAAUUUACCAAAAACUUUAGUUAAUUUAGUACCAACAAUUGAUGUCACAGUGUCUGUGAGAGUACCUCGAAGUACAAUGUGUAAUAUAUUACAUCCGCUGUAUUGUGCUUGUCUACAUCAAGGACAAAAUCCAGAAAUGGAAGCAUCAAAAGCAUCUCGGUCGUAUCAGAAUGCAAUAAAAUCUUUAAUUUCUUCAGGAAGAUAUGACGAUUCUUCAGAUUUUACCGUUGUACUUCAGCCAUUUAUAACAAUAUUUAAUGCUCCAAAUGCUGAUCCAUUGAGUGCCCCACCUCUUGAUCCAAAUAUGGUAACAUAUGACUGUUUUCAUUUCAGUCAGAAAGGCCAUGCUCUUGCUGCCAAUUUAUUAUGGAAUAAUAUGCUUGAACCAGUUGGCAAUAAAAGUAGUGAUGGAAUACCCAGAAGAAUAAUGGAAAAAAUUUUAUGUCCAACAGAAAAAGCUCCUUUCUUCUUCACCAAUGUGAAUUCUAAAUUUUUUUAUGACACAGGUAAUCAAUAUGGCAUUAUUUCAUAAUAUAAAAAUUUUCAAGGAAUA
Chelonus insularis is the source of this 1732-nucleotide messenger RNA. RefSeq names its product phospholipase B1, membrane-associated-like. The record is from RefSeq and is a predicted model, not a curated record. The transcript has 9 exons. Gene Ontology annotation, molecular function: glycerophospholipase activity. Gene Ontology annotation, biological process: phospholipid metabolic process. Bases 446 to 1711 code for a protein of 421 amino acids. Lineage: Eukaryota; Metazoa; Arthropoda; Insecta; Hymenoptera; Braconidae.